Molecule: messenger RNA, 980 nt
Organism: Scatophagus argus
Lineage: Eukaryota; Metazoa; Chordata; Actinopteri; Scatophagidae
Product: olfactory receptor 6N2-like
Exons: 1
Coding region: 30-980 (316 amino acids)
Biological process (GO): G protein-coupled receptor signaling pathway
Cellular component (GO): membrane
Molecular function (GO): olfactory receptor activity; G protein-coupled receptor activity
Source: RefSeq, a predicted model, not a curated record
GCAAAACAAGAGAUAGGAUAGCCUACAGAAUGAAUAAUAGAUCCAGUAUACUUGUAUUUUCAUUGUCAGGCUUUAAUGCCACAGUCAAUUAUAGAGCAACUCUUUUCUCUCUUACCUUAUUAUGUUAUGGUCUAAUUUUAGUGGUAAAUGUGUCUCUCAUUUUGACCAUAAUAUUGAAUCAAAAUUUACAUGAACCCAUGUACAUUUUUUUGUGUUCUUUGUGCAUCAAUAGUCUUUAUGGGACUGCAGGGUUUUAUCCCAAAUUUCUCAGUGAUCUUCUAUCUGAUAUUCAGGUAAUAUCAUAUGUAGGAUGCCUUUUGCAAAUCUUUGUUAUAUAUUCCAAUGCAAAAACUGACUACUCUAUCUUAGUUCUAAUGGCCUAUGACAGAUAUGUGGCAAUAUGUCGACCUCUGGAGUAUCACUCUGUAAUGUCUGUGCGAAGGACGGCAGUGUUGGUCAUAUUGUCCUGGGUUGUUCCUUUUAGCUGUGAGGCUGCAGUUAUAAUUUUGACAUCUGUGCUGAAGUUAUGUGGCUCCCACAUAGAUAAACUCUAUUGUGAGAACUGGUCAAUUGUUAAACUUGCUUGUGGCUCAACGAGAGCAAAUGAUAUUGUUGGAUUGAUUGUUAUCUCUUUCUAUUUCGGUCAUGCUCUCUUCAUUGCGUGUUCAUAUGUGUGGCUUGUAAAAUCAUCUCUAAAAUCCAGAGAGGGAAGGAGAAAAUUUACACAAACAUGCGUACCACAUUUAUUAUGUCUGCUCAAUGUCACAAGUUCUUUGCUUUUUGAUGUUAUGUACUCGAGGUAUGGAUCAGCAUCUAUGUCUCAGAAUUUAAGGAACUUCAUGGCCAUACAAUUCCUCGUAGUUACACCUACUCUAAACCCAAUAAUUUAUGGACUGAACCUGUCUAAAAUUAGGAACACAAUGAUAGCCUAUUUGUGCACGUUUGCAGGUAAGAGUUUUAAACUCACAAUCAAGGUGUGA